Parnassius apollo (apollo) is the source of this 918-nucleotide messenger RNA. The record is from the annotation of a GenBank genome assembly. Lineage: Eukaryota; Metazoa; Arthropoda; Insecta; Lepidoptera; Papilionidae.
AUGUCAAAGCAGCUAUCUCAAAAUUAUAUCAAACUUGGAAGUCAUUCUGAAAAACAGGUAGUUGCCAAAGCUAUUUCUGGAGAUGUAGUUAAGAAGUAUAAAGUCCUGUCCAAACAAUAUGUUCUAUCUGAAAAAAGAGAGCGUAAAGUGCAAUUGGAAUCAAAAUUAUUAAAUAUACAGAGGAAAAACAGAUCUAAUAGAAUUUCAGAAGAUGUGAAAUUGAAUAUCAUCAAUUUCUUGGAACAAGAUUGCAACAGUCAUAUGUGUGCUGGAAAAAAAGAAACUGUAACAAAGAAAAAAGUAAAGAAACAGAAAAGCACUGAACAUUUUUUGGAAGCAGUUUGCUGUGACAAAUACAAUGAAGAGUGUACAAGUCGCAAAUGUAAGAAUUGUAAAGAUCAAAAAAUAGUUUACGGAGAAUUCGACAAUAAUAUCAAAAUUAAUGUUAUGAAGUGGGAAAAUGUAUGUGAACAGGCUAAACACACUUACACAAGUUCAGAGUCAGAGAAUGAACGCGAAAUUCAAACACCCAAAGAAAACAUCGAUCCAAAUACUUCAAGUAUAAAUUUUGAUGCUGUUGAAGAUCACGUUGAGACAACUAGCUCAUCUAACAUUCUAAGAAAAGAAAAUGUAACUUAUCACAAUGGCGACUAUAUUCUUGUUAAAUGUAGCUCUAAAAAUACAGAAUAUAGAUAUGUUGCUGUGUGUAUGGGAGAAGUAGAUGAAGAAGAUGGCAAAAUUAGAGUUACAUUUUUAAAAACCACUGGUAAUGAUGGUAAACUAUUUAAAAUUGAUGAUAAUUGGUAUGAUCUGCCAGUUGAAGAUAUACUUCUAAAGUUACCUCAACCUUCUUUAUUACUCAAAGGAGAACGUAUUUUUUAUAAGUUCCCAAAUGCUUUAGAUGUAUUCGAGAAAUAG